Molecule: messenger RNA, 3900 nt
Organism: Ricinus communis (castor bean)
Lineage: Eukaryota; Viridiplantae; Streptophyta; Magnoliopsida; Malpighiales; Euphorbiaceae
Product: ubiquitin carboxyl-terminal hydrolase 17
Exons: 11
Coding region: 382-3771 (1129 amino acids)
Biological process (GO): protein deubiquitination
Cellular component (GO): nucleus; cytosol
Molecular function (GO): cysteine-type endopeptidase activity; cysteine-type deubiquitinase activity
Source: RefSeq, a predicted model, not a curated record
UUAAAAUAUCAUUUUAAAAAAUACAAUUUAUAUUUUUUGCAUCCAAAUUCUCCAUCUUUCUUUCCGUUUUCUUUAGUCUUUCUAAAUUAACAGAGCCCUCAAAAUCUCGAUCUCUGUCUACAGACCGAUGAGCCUAUUAUUGUCCCCGACGAACAAAAUCUUUUUAUUUUAAAUACGACAUUCCGUUUAUGUCAAUUCCUUGCCAAAAUCGCAACCGUCUUUGGUGUUGCCGACGGUAUCAUUUCCUUAUGUCUUCGAUCUUGAUAUUACCGGAGUAGAAACUAACUCCACUGGCCACUGGGAACUUGCCCUGACAUAUGUGUAGGGGUAAGAUAGUAAAUUUUGUUGGAUGCUUGUUGGGUUCAGGACGAGGUUUUCUAAAUGCAUGUUACAGGGGAUCUAGGGUUUUCGAGCCUGGUCCUUGUGUUAUCUCUUCUAUUUCCUGUCAUCGGGCUUAUAAUUCGCCGUAAAUGGCGGCUUUCCAUUGCAAGGAAUGAGGAGAUCAAGCGACUGCUGGUUUUAGCUUCUGAAGAAACUGCUAGGGCUGAGCUGGAAGCCACCGUCUCGUACGGUGUCGUUCCGGUCUCGAGGAAUAGUUAUUAUCAGUGUGCUGUUUGUUAUUGUCCUACUACCACACGGUGUGCUCGUUGUAAAGCUGUUAGAUACUGUUCUGGUAAGUGUCAAAUUAUCCACUGGCGUCAAGGUCACAAGGAAGAAUGCCGCCCUGCUAGUGCUACUUAUGAAAUCAAUGAUGAUGGAGGCAGCUCUUCUCAGAAGGUGGCAAAACAAGAGCAAUGUGAUAUCUACAGUGAUAAAUGCGGAUCUUCACCAAUUGCUACAUCCUCUGAGGCACCUCUUUUGUUUAAUUCUAGCAGCACUCGUGCAGUUCCACUUGUAAAGGAUGAUGAUAUUAAAGUCAAUUCUGUUGCAGAUACAUCCUCUAUUUCUGGCUCAUCUAGGACCUCAUUUUCUGGCUUCUCUACUUCACCCACUGGCGGUGAAUCAUCUGAUGAUUUUUCUGUUGGUGAGAGUAUUAGCUCAAAUGAAAUUGAGAGAUCAGAUGGACAAAUAUCUUCUGAUUCUGCCACUGAUGAGCUUGAGCCUGAAUUGAACAAGGUGGAUCAAACCAAGCCUGUGUCUCCAAAGUUUGCUAGUUUGGUUGAUAAUGUAGAUAUUAAAGAAAUGAGUAAGUUAAAGCAGGGCAUCACACUUUGCAAUAGUGGGGAGAGUCAGGGUGUUCCUUCUAGCACUUCGGGUCAGAGGGGCAGUGGCAUGCUUGAGUCUUUAAUGAUUCAGCCUGGUCGAGUUUCUUCUGGUUUCUGGGACAGGAGUCUUGACUCUGUUGUGUCCAGUAAUAUCCUCCAAAGUGAUCCAGAUCAUUCCAAUUCCACUGGAGCUGGUAAAAACAAGUUAUCUGAUUCUGAGUCUUUCCAACACUUUAGGUUCAAUCUAUCUGGAAGUAAUGUUCCUGCAUUAAAUGCCCAAAGCUCAGAGGUUAAAGGCAUUGUAUCAGAUGAUGCACCUCCAGCUCCUAUAGGUAUUGUUAGGCCUGUUAAUGGAGCGGCUUUGUCUGAAAAGCUUGGUAAAGAUGCUCCGAUCAUCAGGAGUUCCACAUCUGAGAGCUGUGAAAUGACUAGUUCUAUGAGUAAUAAAUCUAGCCAGAAUUCAAAUGUGUUAGAGUCCAGUGAUCUUAAAUCUGUAUCAUCAUCCUCUUCAUAUAUUCAUUUAACUUCGAGUAAGAGAGAUGUAUCACAUCAAGUUGAUUCAAGUAUUUCGAAGUUGGGUGAUCUUAAAUCCUCCAGCUCUAACCAAUCAAAUAUUAUUGUCAAUGACACUCUUAGCACUUCAAAUCUAUCUAAGUCCAGAGUAUCAUCUAGCUCUUCUCAUACCUAUUUGGCUUCUAGUGGGAAUGGACAUCCAGUUGCAAGCUUGAAAUCUGGAAAAAAUGAUAAUCUUGAAGCUGAUGCUGUGCCUUCCUCCCAAAUGACUAGUUCUUCUCCGAGUUCUAUUAGUGGACUGAAAUCGUCAGUGCGGAAAGUUGUUGAUCAACUUAGAGGACCUAAGUGUGGCAAAUACAGUGAUAAGUUUCAGGGGCUCUUUUCAUAUGAUCUUUUUGUAAAGCUGUAUGCUUCAAACAAGGUUGAAAUGAGACCUUGUGGCCUUAUCAACUGUGGAAAUAGCUGUUAUGCAAAUGCUGUCCUUCAGUGCCUGGCAUUUACUCCUCCUUUGACUGCUUAUUUUGUUCAAGGGCUCCAUUCUAAAGAGUGUGUAAAUAAGGAAUGGUGCUUCACUUGUGAGUUUGAAAGUUUGAUGUUGAAGGCAAAGGAAGGGAAAUCUCCACUUUCUCCUAUUGGAAUUUUAUCCCAGCUGCAAAACAUUGCAAGUCAGCUGGGUACUGGGAGAGAAGAAGAUGCACAUGAAUUUCUAAGGUAUGCUAUUGAUACAAUGCAAUCUGUUUGCCUUAAAGAAGCUGGGGUGAAUGCGUUGGGUUCCUUUGAAGAGGAAACCACUCUCAUAGGUCUUACUUUUGGAGGCUACCUUCGUUCAAAGAUAAAAUGCAUGAAGUGCCAUUACAAGUCGGAGCGGCAUGAAAGAAUGAUGGAUCUUACUGUUGAAAUAGAAGGGGAUAUAGAGAAGCUUGAGGAUGCACUUAGAAGGUUCACAGGUACUGAGAUUCUAGAUGGAGACAACAAAUACCAAUGUGGCAGAUGCAAAUCUUAUGAAAAGGCCAAGAAAAAGUUGACAAUACUGGAGGCUCCAAAUGUCCUUACAAUCGCAUUGAAACGCUUUCAGUCCGGUAAAUUUGGGAAGCUCAACAAGUCCAUUCGUUUCCCGGAGAUCCUGGAUUUAGCACCUUAUAUGAGUGGCACAAGUGACAAAUCACCCAUAUACAGGCUUUAUGGAGUGGUUGUUCACUUGGAUAUCAUGAAUGCUUCAUUUUCUGGUCAUUAUGUGUGCUAUGUAAAAAAUGUCCAGAACAAGUGGUUCAAGAUUGAUGACAGCACGGUAACAGCUGUAGAGCUUGAAAGGGUCCUGACAAAAGGCGCUUACAUGCUUCUUUAUGCAAGGUGCUCACCGAGGGCUCCAAGAUUGAUAAGGAACAGAAUAGCAUCUUCUGAUCCAAAAAUGAAAGGAAGUGCAUCAAGAGUCAGUGCGAAGAAUACUGCAUUAAAUUCAAGAUCUUCAUCCACUCAUCCAAAUGUUGUCCGAUUCAACCCCAAUUCGUUUCCUCCAGAAAAUAUGACCAGUGUUGAAUCUUUCUAUUUGAAGUUCCAUCAUCUUCAAAGGAUUUUAGAAGAGGACUCAUCAAGUGAUAAUUAUUCUUUUACAAGCAGCAACUCUGACGAGGGUUCAUGCAGUACUGAGAGCACACGAGAUUCUACGAGUACUGAUGACCUUUCUGAUUUCAUUUUUGGUGGUUGGAACUCUUGGAAGAGCACAUCUGAUUCCGACACUUCAUCUUCUUCUUCUUCUUCUUCUUCUUCUCCCUUGUACACAAGGCAUUUGUCAGAAAUGAGCAGGUCUCAACCUGAUUGUGCAGAUUCAUCGAUGGAGGAUGGUACUUGGGAUAGGCUACCGAGGGAGAGUAGCAGGGUGGUGGAUUUGGAAGUGAAAGGAGGUGAUACUUUUUCGUGUUGUGACACGGGUAAAGAGUGUAGAAAGUUAGGAAGUAGCGGUAGUUGUAGGGAGGCUAACUCGGCAAAAGUAGGAGUUAACUCUGUAAAAUCUGGUGUAACAUUUAGAAGGUCAAUGAGCCAAAGAACAGAUUAAGCAUUUUUAUGUCAGGUAAUUAAGUUAGAGGCGUAAAUAAGAGUUGGGAAAAGAGGGGCUGUAUGUAUUUGUACUGUUGUAGCUGGCUUUGUUUAAAGAAAUGAGUAGGCCAUGUCCCCAUUUUGUCAA